This is a messenger RNA of Ostreococcus tauri, 522 nucleotides long. RefSeq names its product unnamed product. The coding region runs from base 1 to 522 and encodes 173 amino acids. NCBI's taxonomy places the organism in Eukaryota, Viridiplantae, Chlorophyta, Mamiellophyceae, Mamiellales, Bathycoccaceae. The transcript has a single exon. The record is from RefSeq and is a predicted model, not a curated record.
AUGCGGCGAGCGGAGAGGGAGGUGUUGAUCGACACGGCGAGCAACCCGCUCAAGGAAAUAUUUAGCGUGGAGGCGCUGCAGGACGCCACGGAGAGCGGCACGCGGUUGGAGCGCGUCGUCGGCGCCGAAUUCGUGCCGCAGGCGAUUAUAGAGGCGGAGAGGAAGUCGGCGCCGCUGAGAAGGCCGAGGUUAGUGGUGUACGCCCUGAGCGCGAGCGCGGCGGCGGCGCAGUUGGUCUACGUGGGGCUGGAGCCGGCGUCGUUCGAGUCUCCGGUGGCGAGCGCGCUGAGCGACGCGUGCGUGAUGGUGAUCGGGAGCCUGUUGUGGCGCGUCGAGCUGCAGCAACGCGCGGAUACCCUGCGAUUGAUCUGGGAGAAGGCAAAGGAGCGAGAGGAGAGUCUGUCGAGGGCUGAGGCUGGGUUGGGAGACACGAUUUGGACUGCGCGGAUGCGCAGAAAAGCCGCCAAGGCGCGAGAAAUAGAGGCUCAGGAGACGGAGGCUCAAGAAGAGGAGGAUGAGUGA